ACGGGCUCGACACCUGCCGAGGAACUCCCUAAUACAUAACAUACCUCUCCCUAAAUACAUUACUUACCUUACCUAGCACCACCGCACAAGCCACUGCCCGUGCUCGCUUGCUUAGCUACACUUACACCAACCGGACCGACCAAGAGCCAACCCAAUUGGACAAUCGACUCAGCUGGCAAACCAGACCAGACCGAGCCAACGAGACGAACCCCAUCCAAUACCCCGGAACGGAACAAGGGGGGACAGAUAAGAGACAAGAGAAAAAAAAGAGGCGAAAGAGCAAAUCAUCGUGGAGGACGCAUAGCAACAAAAGAGGAGGGAGCAGGAGAGAAGAAAAAAAAAAGAGGGCAGAGAUAAACAGCCAAUAGCCCACAGCAUUCACCAUGGGUCUCUUCUCGCGAAAACACAGAACCCCCAAGGCCGUCAACACGGCACCCGCAGAUUCAGGAGCCGGGCCUGGCACGUCGACCGGAGACUCUGCCAGUAUCGAGUCGGAAAAAUCCAGCAACCGCAUCUCGUCCGCCACCUAUUCGCGCUUCCGAGGCCAGAGCCACCGUGCCUCUGCCAGCAGCAUGCCGCAGACCCCCCUAACCCCGAUGACGCCCCAUCCCGUGCUCAAGGUCAACCUGCCCAAGGCCCCGGACCCGACCCUCGAUGCUGCCGGCUACCUGAGGAGUCUCGGCGCUGUCCGCGAGAGGUCCAGGCUCGUUACCGAGAGGGCUUUGGGCAACGCCCUCCACCACUUCGACGUCGACAUGGCCAAGUUCCCCGACGUUGUCUCCUUCGUCUGUGGCAUAAUCAAGCGAGACUUCGACCCACCCUUCUCGUCCAUUCCAUCGCAUGGCCGGUACCAGCACUUCUGCGUCGGCGGACGCGAUCGAAUCGCCAACCUGCUCUCCACCUUCGCUGAGAGCGUCGACAGCACCGAGCAGUGCCGCCGCCUGAUCGACCUCUUCCUCGUCAGCGUCCUGCUCGACGCCGGCGCCGGCACCACCUGGAGUUUUAAGAGCGCUGAGAAUGGUCGCAUCUACAGACGAUCCGAGGGCCUGGCCAUUGCCAGCUUGGAGAUGUUCAAAACCGGGAUCUUCUCGGGAAACCAAAACAACAAAUUCCAGGUCGACAAAGACGGUCUCGCGAAGCUGACGGUCGACCAGCUGGCUAAGGGCUUGCAGUCACGCCCAGGCAGCGAGGUGGCCGGCCUAGAGGGCAGAGCACAACUCCUGAUCCGGCUCGGCGACGCCUUGUCCAGGAGCCCGGAAAUAUUCGGCAACGAGGGACGACCGGGGCACAUUGUCGACUAUCUCCUCGCACACCCGACGACGCAAGCGUCAUCCAAUCCUAUCGUGGUCCUGCCCGUGCUGUGGGACGCGCUCAUGGCCGGACUGGCCCCUAUCUGGCCGCCGUCGCGAACGGCCAUCAACGGCGUCUCGCUCGGCGAUGCCUGGCCCUGCUCCUCUAUGCCGCAACCGACUCCGACCCCUACCUCGCCUACCCUCUCUCCUUUCCCCAAUUCCCAGCCCGGGCCGGGUGCCGCGCCCUGGGAGUCCAUCCUCCCUUUCCACAAGCUGACGCAGUGGCUCACCUACUCGUUAAUGCAACCUAUGCAGAACCUCCUCAAGAUUCAGUUUGCCGGCACCGAGCUCCUGACGGGGCUGCCCGAGUACCGGAACGGAGGCCUAUUCAUCGACCUCGGCGUCCUAACCCUUAAACCUCACGACACGGAGCGCGGCCUGCAGAACUACAGCAAUUACUGCCAACGGACGGGGGCCAAAGGCGUCGAAGUGGCGCCAAUGUUCGAGCCUGGUGACGACGUGAUCGUCGAGUGGCGUGGCGUCACUGUUGGCUUUCUCGACAAGCUCCUCGUCGAGGUGAACAGGGCCCUCCAGAAGGACCCCAACGGUGGCGAGUUGACGUUGGCUCAACUGCUCGAAGCGGGAAGCUGGAAGGGUGGUCGCGAAAUCGCCGAGGUUAGCCGGCCAAACACGAAGGAACCGCCGAUUCUCAUUGAUUCCGACGGCACCGUAUUUUAGUUGGAUCCUCAUCCUCCGCCCUGUGUCAUGCCGCGUUCUCUCCUUUUCUUUGUCCCGUCUUCGCUUCCCAACCCUCCCCAUUUUCCUUCGCAACCGUGCGCGAAACCCGACAUGGAGCGAAGCUUCCCUAGAUUCUUGCUCGAGAGGACCCAUACCCACUUUCAAACCACCUUUUCCUUAGAAUUCGUACGAAGCAGAACGCGGCCAUCUUGAAAGACGCAGGCGGGCUUGCGGACCUGGUUUACCGUUUCCCUUCCCCGAUUGUCGUCUCAGGACGAAAACCGAGGGGAUGGAAAAGAAAAAACUGUAAAAGAAGCGAACAGAAAAAAAAGAAACAUGGAUUGUUGAGUCUGUUGCAACGGGCGCGGCAUCAUUAUGCCGCCGCCGUUUGUUCUCGCGAGUUAUUGGUAAUUAUCCAUGCCAUCUGCGUUUCCCGCGUCACGGGGAGGGGUCACAGCGUGGCCGAAAUCAAUGAAUUA
This is a messenger RNA of Durotheca rogersii, 2509 nucleotides long. RefSeq names its product DUF1688-domain-containing protein. The coding region runs from base 384 to 2030 and encodes 548 amino acids. NCBI's taxonomy places the organism in Eukaryota, Fungi, Ascomycota, Sordariomycetes, Xylariales, Xylariaceae. The record is from RefSeq and is a predicted model, not a curated record. The transcript is spliced from 5 exons.